AAAAGUCUGCGGCUCCUUUAAGACCUGCCUGCUUCCUCUUCCUUUCUCUGCCUCCGCCCCUUUACAUUGGCUCGUACCAAAGCCCAGAGGGGAGGGGAGGGGCGGGAACAACCCACCCCGGCGCCAAGCAAAGGAAAGGACUGGAGAUGGAGAAGCGAAGGAGGAGGAGACGCAAACAAAACUCUCUACUUUGGUUUUGACGGAGGUUGCAGUGUCCUGAGAGCAAAGCUGAGGCAGUACGGUUCCGCCUUCCUGCGUCUUUGCCUCCCCCGGACUUCAGGCCACUUGACCUGAGAUGGAGGGUGUUUCAGCUGAAAGCCCUCAAUUAAACCUGGGCUCUGUGAAUGGCUAGAGGAAUGGGGCCUCGGGGAAACGAGCUGAUUUCUCCCAUCUCAUAAAGGCUUCAACUGUUCCCAGGGGAUGGCAUCUGCUCCUAUCAUGAAUGAGGAGAAAAAGCCCAGCUGGCCAUCUCAAGCUUCAGCCUCUUGGAGUGGAGGGUCGAAGGUUUCAUUAUCCUGUUCUGAGGAAUUCCUGACCCGGAUCAGCGCAGAACUCACUGAUGAGGCCUUAUGUAUUGCUCGCUGUAUGAACCCUGGGCCGCCUGUCAAGGAAAAGCAAACAAAAGACCAAGGGACACAGAUCUCCAGACAUGCAUUCUUCACCAACAAUACUCGAAGCACAGACACCCGUGCUGACAAAAACCGUACUCGAAACAAGGCACAUCUCCUGCCAUCUCCUCGUGAAAAGCUUCAACUGGGACAGGAAGGAAAGGAAUCAUGGAACUUCCUGAAGGAGGAGACACUAAAGAAAGAACCUUCCAGCAAAGCAAAGGCUGAUAGGGGGAGCUCUGAACAGCAGCUUGACAACUGGGGGAUGAACCCUACGUCUGGCCUCUUCUGCCCUCCUUCCCCCAAUGGCCCAUGCUUGAAAGCUACUCUUCUGCAACUUGUUAAGUCCUUCAUUUGUGAGGGAACCCUUGGUCAUGCCUGAAGCCAACACAAGUGUUCUGGGACUCUCCACCCUCUGCCAACAAGUCCAGAACCAGGAAAAAAAGGCUUUAAUAAAGAGUU
Molecule: messenger RNA, 1070 nt
Organism: Perognathus longimembris pacificus (Pacific pocket mouse)
Lineage: Eukaryota; Metazoa; Chordata; Mammalia; Rodentia; Heteromyidae
Product: putative protein T-ENOL
Exons: 7
Coding region: 421-990 (189 amino acids)
Source: RefSeq, a predicted model, not a curated record